AUGUGGACCAAACAGCCUCCCAUCUCUGCAGUGCAAUGGGCCAGUUGCAUGGUGAGAAUGGUUCUCCUCUUUGCCCUCCUCUGUGGACCACUGCACGUGGCAGCAGACUCAGAUGAGGAGGUGUUGUCUGAGUGGCAGAUAUGGAAGAGCACCCAUGGCAUAUCCUACGAUGAAAAGGACGACGUUGAGAGGAGAGGCAUUUGGGAGGAAAACCUGAGGCUGAUCGAUGAAAACAAUCAAGGGGGUUUCUUUGGGACAAAGCAGUUCACUAUGGCAAUGAAUAGAUAUGGAGACCUGACCAGACAAGAAUACCAGACUUUGCAAGGUGCUAUCAUAAAUGCCCAAUUUGUGAAGAGAGGGAAAAAUGUUUCGGCUCAAAUACUGCGUGAAAAUGCUGAGAUGUUAGGGGCGGUGGCUGUUGACUAUAGGGCUAUGGGUUUUGUCACCGAGGUCAAAGAUCAGGGGUAUUGUGGCUCCUGCUGGGCAUUUAGCACUACGGGAGCUAUCGAGGGACAAAUGUAUAAGACAACUGGUCAGCUAAUAUCCCUGAGUGAGCAAAACCUGGUAGACUGUUCCAGGCCUUAUGGCACCUAUGGCUGUAAUGGUGCCUGGAUGGCAAAUGCCUACGACUAUGUGAUCCACAACGGGCUGCAGGCUACAAGCACCUAUCCAUACACCUCAGUGGACACCCAACCUUGUUUCUAUGAUAGCAGUCUUUCAGUCGCCCGUAUCACAGACUACAGGUUCAUACCAAAAGGAGAUGAGCAGGCCCUGGCCGAUGCUGUGGCAACAAUUGGUCCAGUCACAGUCGCGAUAGAUGCAUAUCAUUCAAGUUUCCUGUUCUACAGCUCAGGAAUAUAUGAGGAGCCCAACUGUAACCCAAACAAUCUGAGCCACGCUGUUCUGCUCGUUGGCUACGGCUCCGAAAAAGGCCAAGACUACUGGCUAAUCAAGAACAGUUGGGGUACCAGUUGGGGGGAGGGGGGCUAUAUGCGAAUGAUCCGGGAUGGCAGCAACACCUGUGGCAUCGCGAGCUACGCCCUGUACCCUAUCCUGUGA
Messenger RNA from Lampris incognitus (smalleye Pacific opah), 1059 nucleotides. RefSeq names its product cathepsin 12 (gene cts12). The transcript is spliced from 8 exons. Gene Ontology annotation, cellular component: lysosome. The record is from RefSeq and is a predicted model, not a curated record. Gene Ontology annotation, molecular function: cysteine-type endopeptidase activity. The coding region runs from base 1 to 1059 and encodes 352 amino acids. Lineage: Eukaryota; Metazoa; Chordata; Actinopteri; Lampriformes; Lampridae. Gene Ontology annotation, biological process: immune response.